Molecule: messenger RNA, 1084 nt
Organism: Amborella trichopoda
Lineage: Eukaryota; Viridiplantae; Streptophyta; Magnoliopsida; Amborellales; Amborellaceae
Product: UDP-N-acetylmuramoyl-L-alanyl-D-glutamate-2, 6-diaminopimelate ligase
Source: RefSeq, a predicted model, not a curated record
ACAUUUUUUUUAGAAUGAAUUUUUUUUUUCUCGAGAAUGAAAUGUCGGAGGGACUGGCAAGAUUUAAACCUAGAGACUGCUUAUAAGGUGGGCACCUUAUGCAAAACUAAAUACCGGUCUUCGACUAACGAUGCCCUGUUAUGCCUCUUUUUCUGUCUGUGCUUGAGAGUGGGUCAGCAGUUCAUAUUCGAAUCACGGCAAGGCAAACAGUGCGGAGCCCUGCUCAUCAACUCGAAGAAUUGUUAACAGUGAAAUUUGAUCAGAAUCUUAUUAUUGAAUAGUGGCGAUGGAAAUUUCAGAGGAUUCUGAUGCUCCAGAGGAGUUUACAAUGACACAGGGCAUGGAACAAGAGGAAGAAAUCAGAAAGGUUCAAAAGGAUAAUAAGAUGAGAGUUGCUCGAGAAGCAAAAGAACGACGAAGGAGGCGGUCACAAAAGAAAAUAUCUGCAUCAUCAGAGGAAAUUUUUUUUGAAGAAAUUACUGAAACUGAAAUGCAUCAGGAGUCAGUCACAAAAGAAAAACACAAGCGGCGAUCACGUAAGAAAAGUCGUUCAUUAGAGGAAAUGGAAGCUGAGGAACUUACUGAAACUGAAUUGUAUCAGGAAUCUGGAAAUCUAAAAGGAAUGCUUCCGGGCAGCAUUGUGGACAUCCUUGCUUCCAAGGAGAAGCGGGUAUUCUCAGAAUCUGAUGACGAAGUCAUUGAUGACAUGCCCUCGCCAAAAAAGAAGAUGCCGAAAAUCCCAGGUGCCAAAAUAGUACUUUUGGAAGGUUUGCACCCAGCUGACUGUGCACAAAGUGCUAAAGAGUUCAUGAAGAAGAGAAAACAUGGAGUUCAAAGGUCAUCCAUGGUUUUGAAGAAUGCCAACCAGGCUUUGCGCCUCCUGUCUAACAGUGGCAUCUUGAGUAAGCAUUAAACAUGUGUAUCACGAGGAAUUUAUGGUGUUCCCCAUGGGAUAUUGUAUGGGGGAGAGAUUUAUCAGAUGGGGAUAUGAAAUAUAAAUCAACACCCCAAAAAUUUGCAUUUGCAGGCAUAUAGUCCUUGUACUUUGUAUGGAAGCAAUGAGGUGGAAUGUUUUUUUGGGUAA